Messenger RNA from Onychomys torridus (southern grasshopper mouse), 3202 nucleotides. RefSeq names its product TBC1 domain family member 15 (gene Tbc1d15). NCBI's taxonomy places the organism in Eukaryota, Metazoa, Chordata, Mammalia, Rodentia, Cricetidae. Gene Ontology annotation, biological process: activation of GTPase activity. The transcript has 17 exons. Gene Ontology annotation, molecular function: GTPase activator activity. Bases 69 to 2081 code for a protein of 670 amino acids. The record is from RefSeq and is a predicted model, not a curated record.
GAUGUUGUUGUGAGCCCGGGAGACACGUGAGGUUCUGCUACGUCAUCACCAGGCACGCGCGGGCGAACAUGGCGGCGGCGGGCGUUGUGAGCGGGAAGAUCGUAUAUGAACAAGAAGGGGUAUAUAUUCACUCAUCUUGCGGAAAGGCCAGUGACCAAGACAGCUUAAUUUCAGGAAUAUUACGUGUUUUAGAAAAGGAUGCUGAAGUAAUAGUGGACUGGAGACCAUUGGAUGACGCAUUAGAUUCUUCUAGUAUUCUGUGUGCUGGAAAGGACUCCAGUUCAGUUGUAGAGUGGACCCAGGCCCCAAAGGAAAGAGCUCCUCGAGGAUCGGAACACCAGAGCAGCUAUGAAGCAGAGUGGGACAUGGUUAACGCAGUGUCGUUUAAAAAGAAAGCACACACCAAUGGAGAUGCUCCAGGCCAUAGAAAUGGGAAAAGCAAAUGGUCAUUCCUGUUCAGUUUGGCAGACCUGACGUCAAUCAAGCAAAGCAGAGAGGGCAUGGGCUGGUCGUACUUGGUGUUCUGUCUCAAGGAUGACGUCGCCCUCCCCGCUCUGCACUUUCACCAGGGAGACAGCAGACUACUAAUUGAGUCCCUGGAAAAAUAUGUGGGCUUGUGUGCGUCAUCACAAGAUAAUAGAAUACUUCUUGUCAAUUGUCAGAAUAAGAGUCUUUCACAGUCUUUUGAAAAUCUUCUUGAUGAACCAGCAUAUGGCUUAAUACAAAAAAUUAAAAAGGAUCCUUAUACAGCAACUAUGGUAGGAUUUUCCAAAGUUACAAACUACAUUUUUGAUAGUUUGAGAGGAAGCGAUCCCUCUACACAUCAACGACCACCUUCAGAAAUGGCAGAUUUUCUAAGUGAUGCUAUUCCAGGUCUAAAGAUAAAUCAGCAAGAAGAACCGGGAUUUGAAGUCAUCACAAGAAUUGAUUUGGGAGAGCGACCUGUCGUUCAAAGGAGAGAGCCUGUGUCUCUGGAAGAAUGGACCAAGAGCCUUGACUCUGAAGGAAGACUCUUAAAUGUGGAGAGCAUGAAGCAGAUGAUAUUCAGAGGGGGUCUUAGUCAUUCAUUAAGAAAGCAAGCAUGGAAAUUUCUUCUGGGUUAUUUUCCUUGGGAUAGUACCAAAGAGGAAAGAACUCAAUUACAAAAACAAAAAACUGAUGAGUACUUCAGGAUGAAGCUGCAGUGGAAGUCUGUCAGUGAGGAGCAAGAGAAGAGAAACUCAAGGUUGAGAGAUUAUAGAAGUCUGAUUGAAAAAGAUGUCAACAGAACGGAUCGAACAAACAAGUUUUAUGAAGGGCAAGAUAACCCAGGACUGAUUUUGCUUCAUGACAUUUUGAUGACCUACUGUAUGUAUGAUUUUGAUUUAGGAUAUAUACAAGGAAUGAGCGACUUACUUUCCCCUCUUUUAUAUGUGAUGGAGAAUGAAGUGGAUGCCUUUUGGUGCUUUGCCUCUUACAUGGACCAAAUGCAUCAAAAUUUUGAAGAACAAAUGCAAGGCAUGAAGACCCAGUUAAUCCAGCUGAGCACCUUACUGAGAUUAUUAGACAGUGGAUUUUGUAGCUAUUUAGAAUCCCAGGACUCUGGAUAUCUAUAUUUUUGCUUCAGAUGGCUUCUAAUCAGAUUUAAAAGGGAAUUUAGUUUUCUAGAUAUUCUCCGAUUAUGGGAGGUAAUGUGGACGGAACUGCCCUGUAAGAACUUCCAUCUUCUUCUGUGUUGUGCUAUCCUGGAAUCAGAAAAGCAGCAGAUAAUGGAAAGGCAUUAUGGCUUCAAUGAAAUACUUAAGCACAUCAAUGAAUUGUCCAUGAAAAUUGAUGUGGAAGAUAUACUAUGUAAAGCAGAAGCAAUUUCCCUACAGAUGGCACAAUGCAAGGAAUUGCCACAGGCAGUUUGUGAGAUCCUGGGGCUUCAGGACAGUGAAGUUACAACGCCAGAUUCAGACACCGGUGAAGAUGAAAAUGUUGGCACGCCUUGUCCUACAUCCGCACUUCCGAGUAACUCCUUGCCCAUCCUCGCUGCUGCCAGUAAAGCCAAAGAUGACAGCCCAGCACAGACAUUAUCCCCCCCAAUGCCUGCAGAUUAACACCUGCAUGAUCAUUUGUCGUGCAUUUUGUAAGAGAUACUUUGUUGCAAGUCCUUUUUAAGUCCAUGAAAGGUAGACAUUUACAGUCUUGGGAUUGAUCAUGCUUUAAGUUUUAUGGAAAGACAGUGUACUGAUGUUCUUGCAUUAAAGCUUUACAAAGUUUUAAACUAAUUAUUUUUGUAGUUACUUCUACCAAAUAGCCUUUCCUUUUCAAUAACAUUCCUUAGUAUUUUUAUAGCUAAGUGCAUUUUAUUUUGUUGCUGAUGAACUGGGAUUGGAUAAAUACUACAAGUGGAUGCUUUGGAAAUUACGCACUUUGAAAAGCAUUCACUGUUUACUCUUUAGUGGGCUUUGGACUUGAUAAAAUUAAAUGUUGAGCCUUUAUAAAGCAUUCUAAGCUGAGGAGAUUGUUACUCAGUGAUGAGAUUUAAAAAUGCAAACAAAUUUGAUUUUUCUAUUGUUUACAACAAUACUCAGCUUACAUAUUUAUGCUGGUUGAAUGUGAUUUAAAUUAGACAUUUUCACCAAUGUAGUUACUGUGUGGAUAAAGAACUACUUCAACCUUAGCAAGUGGAUUGGCAGUAUGUUUUUUACAAAGAAUUUUUCUUCACUUGUAUAUAGACUAUAUAUAAGUACUAUUUAUGAGUAUAAGAAAGCAUAGUCCUAUUUUCUUUAACUGAAUAAACUUGACAUUGAUUUAUAUAAGCUGAUUCAACAAAAUUAAUACAUGGCUUCAAUAUAAGAUUUUUUCAAAACUAUUUUCUUAACUGAACAUUUAUUUAAUGAGACGACAUUCAGCCCUAUCUAUACCUGAUAUAAUUUUAAAAUUAAUCACUGUAAUCUCACUUUACUAAUAAUGUUUAUUAUCUUUCCUAAUAAUGCAUUAAUUGGUUAAGCAGAUCUUUAAAUUUUUAUAAAGUAUUCUUUUCAGAAAGCUUAUGUCAAAAAUUUCCAGGCACUGUCAUGAGUCUCAAAGUAAUAUUUUUUGUAUAUGAAUGAAGCUGUUUUUACCAUGCAGUAUUGCAUGAUUUUAAGUUAUGUGGAAUUAACAUAACUGAUUCCGUUUUAAUUGUAAUUUGCUAAACUCUUGUACAUAUCAUUAAAAUCCAUUCAAAGCUGAA